This is a messenger RNA of Penicillium macrosclerotiorum, 1155 nucleotides long. RefSeq names its product FAD-dependent oxidoreductase. The record is from RefSeq and is a predicted model, not a curated record. The coding region runs from base 1 to 1155 and encodes 384 amino acids. Lineage: Eukaryota; Fungi; Ascomycota; Eurotiomycetes; Eurotiales; Aspergillaceae. Gene Ontology annotation, molecular function: FAD binding; D-amino-acid oxidase activity. The transcript is spliced from 5 exons.
AUGACCAAUAAUAUCGUCGUACUGGGGGCUGGUGUAUCGGGCCUGACGACAGCAUAUCUGCUGUCGCAGGAUCCAAAUAAUAACGUCACCGUGCUCGCCAAGCAUAUGCCGGGGGAUUAUGAUAUUGAAUAUGCGUCUCCGUGGGCAGGCGCCAAUUACAUGCCGGUCGGAAGCGAGGGUAGCAACCACCAGGCAUGGGAACGAGCAACCUGGCCAGCUCUGGAGGAAAUCACCUUGAAAUACCCCGAGGCGGGCAUUCAAUUCCUCGGCAAGUAUUGUCAUACUGUUUCGUAUAUGCCCUAUGAACGUACAUCUCUAACAGGCCAUGCAGAUACUCUCAUCUAUAACCGAAAGAAAGAUCAAGGCUCUGCCACGGGCAAAUGGUUCUCGGAGUUGGUGCAGCCAAACCCUUGGUACAAAGACGUUGUGCCCAAGUUUGAAGCUAUUCCCAAUGACCAACUUGGACCAAGCAUCGACAAUGCCCAGAAGUUCGUUUCUGUCUGUAUCAAUACUGCCAUUUAUCUCCCUUGGCUUGUAGGGCAAUGCGUCAAGAAUGGCACGGUUUUUGAGAGAGCCGUGUUUAAACACAUUGCGGAUGCUGCACAUUCUCACCACUCUGGCCAAAAGGCCGAUGUGGUUGUCAACUGUACCGGUCUCUCAUCGAGGUUCCUUGGGGGGGUGGUUGAUGAAAAACUCCAGCCGGCUCGGGGCCAAAUUGUUAUUGUUCGCAAUGAUCCCGGCCCCAUGGUCUCCGUCUCGGGAACCGAUGACGGUGAAGAUGAGGCAAUGUACAUCAUGACUCGUGCGGCUGGCGGUGGCACUAUCCUCGGUGGUUCUUAUCAAAAGGGUGAUUGGAACCCCUUACCUGACCCAAAUCUUGCAAAUCGAAUUAUGGCCCGUGCAGUUGCAGCUGCCCCGCAACUUGUCGAGAAAGGGCAGGGAAUUGAAGGCCUUUCCAUCAUACGGCACGGCGUCGGCUUGCGGCCUCUCAGGGACGGCGGUCCCCGAAUCGAAAAGGAUCAAAUUGACGGGGUUCAGGUUGUACACAACUAUGGUCAUGGUGGAUUUGGAUACCAAGCUUCAUUUGGUUGUGCGGAAUCUGCCGUACUGCUAGUUAAGGAGGUGUUGCAGAGCAAGAGACGGGCAAAGCUUUAA